This is a messenger RNA of Adineta ricciae, 435 nucleotides long. The record is from the annotation of a GenBank genome assembly. Lineage: Eukaryota; Metazoa; Rotifera; Eurotatoria; Adinetida; Adinetidae.
AUGGCAUUUACAUUCGUCGCGUUUGCUUACAUUGUCGCACUCAUUCUCACCGCAUUGCUUAUCUUUUUUGCAAUCUGGCAUAUUAUCGCGUUCGAUGAAUUGAAAAACGAUCACAAGAAUCCCAUUGAACAAUGCAAUGCUUUAAAUCCACUUGUUCUACCUGAGUACGGAACUCAUAUAUUCAUCAAUUUACUUUUUCUAUUCGGUGGUCAAUGGUUGACAUUGUUUUUCAACAUGCCAUUGAUUGCCUAUCAUAUCAAUAAAUUCCGCACGCGUUCAAUGCGAAGUGGAUUCGGUGUGUACGAUCCAACGACAAUCAUGAAUGCUCAAAUAUUGAAUUCAGCACAACGUGAAGGAUGGAUUAAAUUAGGCUUUUUUAUGGUUUCGUUCUUCUAUUAUCUCUAUUGUAUGAUCGCGGAACUUAUUCGCGAAUAA